UUGACCCGUCUAUCGUAAUCGGACCUUAUCUUCUAGGGUUUUCUCUGCGUUAUCAAUUUCUCUUGUUUGUGUUCUGAGAAUUUGGAUCUUCGAUUUUCGUUUUCGAGUUGAGUGAGGGAAAAGUAUCAUGGUGGGAUUUAAAAAUAGAUACAUGGUGAUGGAGGUUUUUGUGAAUCCUAAUAGAGACAAUGUGGGCGAUGAUGUUAUAAUUACCCAAUUUAAUGUCUCCAAAGCUAUAAAAGACAGCAUCUUGUUGAAUUUUGGGGAGUGUGGUUUGGGUUCAUCACUGGGAUCAUUCCAGGUCAAGUAUGUGAAUCCAAUCACGAACAUGUGUAUUAUUAGGGCUUCAAGAGAUGAGUAUCAAAAAGUAUGGUGUGCCAUUACAAUGGUCAGAAAUAUUGGAAACUACCCAGUGAUGUUUAACUUGUUGGAUUUAUCUGGAAGUAUAAAGGCUUGUAAAACUGCUGCCUUGAAGUGUGAGGAAUCAAAGUUUGAGCAGUACAAACUUAUGGUUGGUGAUCGACUCUCACCUGAUGACACUCAUCGCAUGAAUAGCUAUCUAGACAGGAUCAAAGUUUUGGAGCACUGAAUAUUUGGUCACUACCGAAUGCCUCUUUGUUUCUUUGACAAAUUGCCUAUGAUGAUGUGUGAAAUUUAAAUCUCUGUAGUCAUGGGCAUAGGCUACAUGUGUUAUUUAUGCUAGUUCAGUGCACACUCUUCACAGAAGAUUGCAUCUUCUGUUUAGUUUGUUCUCUGACUUACCAAUUUUCCUGAAGUUUAGCUGUGGUAGUACCUACUGUAUGGUAUAGAGUUACAGCUUUCCUGAAGUUCACAUGAUUCGUUAUGCUCUUAUUUUUGACCCUGCAGCCAGUUUCUUCCACUUGCCUUUCACUUUAAUUGUCUAGAUUUAUAGGAAGAACAUAAUCUAUUUAAUAUUUAUUGAUUAGCUUUUAUACUAACUGUAAUGAAUCUGUUGCUUGAAGAAAUUGAAGCCAAGUAUUGU
Gastrolobium bilobum is the source of this 1003-nucleotide messenger RNA. RefSeq names its product probable ribonuclease P/MRP protein subunit POP5. The coding region runs from base 128 to 589 and encodes 153 amino acids. Gene Ontology annotation, cellular component: ribonuclease P complex. The record is from RefSeq and is a predicted model, not a curated record. Gene Ontology annotation, biological process: tRNA 5'-leader removal. The transcript is spliced from 3 exons. NCBI's taxonomy places the organism in Eukaryota, Viridiplantae, Streptophyta, Magnoliopsida, Fabales, Fabaceae.